AUGCGGUCGUAUCUGAAGUUGCUGGAGCUUCCACGCUGCUCUCUGGGCGGCGGCUGCCCGGUUGCUGCUUUGCGCGACUUACGCGUGGACACAGACUUGGGCUCUUUGACGAUUCAGGAGAUCGACGCUCCGUCUGUGCGAGCGCUCGUCGUGUUCAACGAAGUCCAGCUGCCAGAUGAUGAGUCUCUGCAGCAAGACCCGCAAUCUGCAUCGGCCAUGCGAGUCAAGCGCUCGGUGGACUGCUGCUUGUCAGUGCCCGACGCUGAAACCCUCUUGCCUUUCCGGAGCAAAAUCCGAGCAGCAGGCCCUGCGUCUGCAGUGAAUUGGAUCCUCCGAGCACGGCCAGGUGAAGUCCACCAAGUGGUCAUCAUGCAAGCCGACGCGGAGAAUGAGUACUCUCACAUCAUCUCCAAGCAGACGGCGGCUGCUGCUCUGAGCUAUGCCAGUGAGUGGACUCCCGGUAAGCGAGUGCGCGCGCUGCGAGACAGCGUGCCAACCCCUUUUAAGACUAGCUCUGCUUGGCAAGACCAGUGCUAG
This is a messenger RNA of Effrenium voratum, 537 nucleotides long. Lineage: Eukaryota; Dinophyceae; Suessiales; Symbiodiniaceae. The record is from the annotation of a GenBank genome assembly.